Messenger RNA from Herpailurus yagouaroundi (jaguarundi), 5244 nucleotides. RefSeq names its product interleukin 18 receptor 1 (gene IL18R1). The transcript is spliced from 13 exons. Gene Ontology annotation, molecular function: interleukin-18 binding; interleukin-18 receptor activity. Lineage: Eukaryota; Metazoa; Chordata; Mammalia; Carnivora; Felidae. The record is from RefSeq and is a predicted model, not a curated record. Bases 3192 to 4856 code for a protein of 554 amino acids. Gene Ontology annotation, biological process: positive regulation of type II interferon production; interleukin-18-mediated signaling pathway.
UUUUUAAAUUGUGUUGUUUCUCUUCAUAUUGUUGAUGUGUGGAAAUUUUUAAAAUAUAUUCUGUAUAUAAAUCCCUCUUCAUAUAGGUGUAAGGUGAGAAUUGUUCCAGGCUUACCUCCUUAUCUCUUCCUUUUUUUUAAAUGAAAUCAUUGAUUGGCAGACAUUUUUAAUUUUGAUAACACCCAACUGAUCAAUUUUUCUUAUAUGGUUAGUGUUUUAUGUGUCCUAAGUUUUUGUUUGUGUUUGUUUUUGUUUGUUUGUUUGCUUGUUUGUUUUUAUCUCAACAUCAUGGAGAUAUUCUCCUAUGGAUCUUCACAAAGUAUUUAUGGUUCCAGCUUUUAUGUUCACUAUGAUCACAUUGUCCACUGUGAAUUAAUAUUUGUAUAUAGGAUGAGGGGAGGGUUAAGCUUCAUUUUUUCCCCCACAGAGAUGCCCAAUUUUUUCAGCAACACUUGUGAAAAAAUUUUCUUUCUCCAUUGAACUGACAUGGUGCCCUGGUCAAAAAUCAAUAGGCUGUAAAUGUGUGGGUCUAUUACUCUACUCUCUAUUAUUUUCUGUUUAUAUGUUCAUGCAAAUAUCACAGUUAGGAUUAGUAUUGCCUUAUUGUAAACCUUCAAGUCAGUGUAAGUCUUUGUUCUUUUCUCCCCAAGAUUGUUCCAACUAUUCUAGAUCAUUUGCAUUUUCACAUAAAUUGUAGAAACAGUUUCUCGAUUUCUUUGAAAAUUCCUCCUAGGAUUUGGAUUGCAUGAAAUAUAUAGACUCUAUAACGUAUAGAGUCAAAAAUGUAUAGAGUAUAUAAACUCCACAGUUUGUGCAGAAUAGAUAUCUUAACAAUUUUUAGUUCUUUCCAAUCUUCCAAUUUUUAGGUCUUUCAUUUUUCUUGGCAGUAUUUUGUAGAUUCCAUUGUAGACAAUUUGUACAUGUUUCAAGGGACUUAUACCCUGGUAUUUAAUUUUUAUGGUAUUAUACGUGGUAUUAUUAACAAGUUUCAUUUUUCAAAUUUCCAUUACUAGUAUAAAGAAUUACACUUGAGUUUGUAUAUUGGCUUUUUAUUCCAUGGUUUUGCUGAACUCACCUAUUAUUUCCAGUAACUCUUUUGUGAAUUUCAAAGGGUGAUCAUAAAAUCGACCGUCUGUCAAAAACAGUAGUUUUAUCUCUUCAUUUCCAAUCUGUAUGUCUUCUAUUUUUAUUUCUUUGCUUAUUACAACAGGAUUGUCCCGGAUGAAAGAUAACAUCCUUAUCUUGUUCCCCAUCUUAGAAAAAAAAAGCAAAGUGUUUCAGUAUUCAUGAUGAAACUACCUACAGGUUUCUUAUAGACAUUCUUUAUCAGAUCAAGACUGUUUCUUUCUAUUCUCAGUAUUCCUAGUGUUAUUUGAAGAAAGCCUGUUGAAUUUUGUCAGAUGCUUGUUCUUAUUGCAUUUGAGAUAAUUAUAUGAUUAUUCUCUUUUAUUAUAUGAUGAAUUAUUUUGACCGAGUAAAAAGGAUGAAAACCACUGCCUCAUUAAACGUUCUUCCUGUCAGCCAUGGUUUCGUUCUUCACUUUUCUUGGAAAGACCCUACCACAGACCAGUCUAAAAAUGUAUCCUGAGUUCUACCACAGUAAAACAAAAAAACAAAAAAAUUAGGAGUACAAGUUCUCCUUUGCCCUUCUUUUGUUCUAAACAAUCUAAAAUUUCAGUUCAACCUCUGACCCCUCUCCAUUACUUCCCAGGAGAGAACCGCGCCCCCCCCCCCACCCCGCCCCAACCCCCAGCACAGGCAGAAGGCCUCGGCACAGAUCUGAGGCUUCAGUGCUUCAGACAAUGGCUUCCUCCUCACCUUGGAUAACUUCUAGAAGCCGUCCUGUCAUUUUGGAGCUGUUACUUGGCCUCUUUCCUGUCUACAGCCCCCACCCCUGGCUCCUUCCCCUUGACCACAGACGGCGCCCCUCUGCCCCACGGGCGGGUUGACUUUACUCUGGUGCAAACCUUUCCGCGGCCUGUAGGGUGUGCAAAUGCAGCACCGAGCGCCCAGGGCACUGCGGGUCCCUCGGCCACCGCCCACCAGCCGAGAGUUCCCGAGACCCGCCGCGCCCCGCCGGGGACCGCAGCUGACCUCCGUGCAAGGGCGAGGCGGGAUUUUCCAGCUGUGUGCAGUCGCCGCCGCGAUCAAGCAACUCCCGGAACUCAGAGGCGGGGCGCCCAGGUGGAGGAGCCGAAACCCCAAGAACGCUGGAAGGGGCGCCCCAGACAAGGAGCACUCCGGGGCCGGAACGCCUGCGCCAGGGCGUACUCCCCUCAGAGGAGCACCGCAGACUGGGAGGAUUCCCCCCAUCCCUUAGCCCCCCCACUGGGAACAAGCCUCGACCAGGAGCAUCUUCGAUUGGAGCAACCCAGACCUGGAACACUCUGCGGGACCCAGCAGCGCCCGACUUCCAGCACUGCAGACACUGGGCAGGGGCAGCAUCCCACCUACAGCCUUCGCGGCGGCUGCCUGACGCUUUUUCUUUCUUCUGCUUUUUUUUGUACCCCCCCCCCCCUUUUUUUUUCCUCCAACCUUCUCUAGUUGCCUUAUAUCUUUAAUCACACUUGCGGCUCCUCUCUUUCCUUUCGUGUUUCACAGCGCUGGGGAGGCGGCGAUUGCAGUUUCUCACCUGCUGUUUGAACUCCUGCCUCUGUCGCUGAGGCCACCAGGGUGGAGGAGGGACGGCCGCCCCCGCGCCAGCCUCGGGGACUCCCCUCUGAAGUAGACCUUGAAAAUUAACAAAAACCAAAACCAAGAAAAAAUAGCAGUGCCCUUUAUAAGGCUGUGUCAACCUUCACCAGAGGAAACAACACGUUUCAUUCUAUCCAAGAGAAACCACUGGAAACAGAAUCCUAAAUAUGCGUCAUAGAGAACUGCUCUUAACACUUUUGGCACUUAUGUUUACAAGCACCUCAGACUGGCCAAAAUCUGGAAAUAAUCCAUAUGUUUAACACCACGAGAAUGGCUAAAUUAUCAUAUACAAACACAACUGGAUACGGCAUGGAUACUGCGUAACUAUGAGACAAAACAGAUCACUGCUACAUGCAGCAACAUGGAUGCCUAUCAUAGACAAGAUGAUGUAAGAAAGAAUCCAGGCACAGAAGAGCACAUAUUGUACGGCUUUAUGUGUGUCGUACUUCUAAAACAGGAGAAUAAAUUACAUCGUUUUGGACAUACCAUCCUUUCGGAUGUCAAUUGAAGCUAACACUAACACUUACACCUGUAUCACACCUUCUGCGUUGAAGGACCGAAAUGUAAAAUGGGGCUUCUAUAACAACCACCAAACACAAGAAACAUGUAUUUCACGUCAUAGCAUCACUGCAGUGGAAGGGGAAUUUUUCUAUCUGAGAUACUGCUCAUCAGCAUCUGAGCACGAUAGUGAAAAAAACACCAUAAAAUGGUACAAGAGCAGUGGAUCACAUGGACGCAUUGAGCUAAACUCAAGCAGUUCCCCCAGAAUUACUUUGCACGAUUAUGUUUUGGAGUUUUGGCCAGUUGAGUUGGAGGACAGUGGAUCUUACUUUUUCCAAAUGGGAAAUGAUACUCGUAAAUGGAAAUUAAAUGUCAUUGGAAGAAGUAAAGGCAGCUGUUUUGUUGAAAAACUACUAACUAGUAAAACUGUAGAAGUUCAGAAAUCUUUGCACGUAGCCUGUAAACAUGACUACUUUCAACCAUUGGCCAAUAGAACUUCACUGUAUAAGAACUGUAAGAAGAUAAACAAUGGUACAAACCCAGUUUUACAGAAGAAUGCAGAGUUUAAAGAUCAGGGAUAUUACACCUGUGUGUUUUCCAUCCCUCAUAAUGGAAAACUAUUUAAUGUCACCAAAACCAUCAACGUAACAAUCGUUGGAGAUCGCAGUAAAAUAAUUCCUGUUCUUCUUGGACCAAAGCUUAACCGUGUGAAGGUGGAAUUAGGAAAAGAUGUAAACCUCAAUUGCUCUGCUUUGGCGAAUGAAAAGGAUCAGAUUUAUUGGAACUUGUGGGAUGAAAAUGGAAAGGAGCCCAAUGUACAUGAAGAGAACGUAAAAAAAAAUAGGGCUCUGGACGGCAAAUUGUAUGUGUCAAGAAUGUUGAAAAUUGAGAAUAUUAAUGCAAAAAAUCUAAAAUUUUCAUAUAAUUGCACUGUGGCCAGCGAGGGAGGCACAGACACCAUAAACUUCGUCUUGUUGAAAAAAGAAGAUAUGGCUGAUAUCCCAGGCUACAUCUUCACCAGAGGAAUGAUUGUGGCUGUUUUGAUCUCAGUGGUAGUUGUGUGCCUAGUGAUAAUGGGUGUCAUUUAUAGAGUUGACUUGGCUCUAUUUUAUAGACAUUUCAUGAGAAAAGAUGAAACAUUAACAGAUGGGAAAACAUACGAUGCUUUUGUGUCUUACCUAAAAGAAUGUGGACCCGAAAAUGGAGAGGAGCACACCUUUGCUGUGGAGAUUUUGCCCAGGGUGUUGGAGAAACACUUUGGGUAUAAGUUAUGCAUAUAUGAAAGGGAUGUAGUGCCUGGAGGAGCUAUUGUUGAUGAAAUCCACUCAUUGAUAGAGAAAAGCCGAAGACUGAUCAUUGUCCUAAGUAAAAGCUACAUGUCUAAUGAAGUCAGGUAUGAACUUGAAAGUGGACUCCAUGAAGCUCUGGUAGAAAGGAAAAUUAAAAUCAUCUUAAUUGAAUUUACACCUGUCAGUGACUUCACAUUCUUCCCCCAAUCACUAAAGCUUUUGAAAUCUCACAGAGUUCUGAAGUGGAACGCUGAUAAACCUCUGUCGUAUAACUCAAGGUUCUGGAAGAAUCUUCUGUACCUGAUGCCUGCAAAAGUGGCCAAGCCUUGUGGAACUGAAUCUGAAGUCUUCCCUGUUCUUUCACAGUCCUGAUCUUUAGACAAGCCAAAUGUAAGAAAGAGCUCUUGACGCUCUGGGCUCGGAGCGGAGGAGCCUAUUUUUAACAAAGGGCACUAUUAAAAAUAUUUGGCUCUCUGAAAAUCUUACUUACAGUCUGAAGAUGAAAGUCAUCACUAAGUUGCCAGAGAUAGGACUAAACAUCGAGCUGUGGUCAUGUGCUCCCAGUGGAACCCAGAAUUCAAAAGCAACAGACCUCUUCUGUUUCUUCCUCCUCCGUAACUGUCUACAGGUGCUCAUUCUCCAUCCAUAUUCAGCAACGGUGAGGCUGGGCACAAAGCAAAGGAACUUACGCCCUACAAAAAGGGUACAUCUUCACGUUUUUAAUGCUCAUGAUUGAACUAAAGGAUUUUAAGUUCAUGAA